Messenger RNA from Acanthosepion pharaonis, 639 nucleotides. The record is from the annotation of a GenBank genome assembly. NCBI's taxonomy places the organism in Eukaryota, Metazoa, Mollusca, Cephalopoda, Sepiida, Sepiidae.
AUGAGAGAUGGAAUCACUUCUAAACACUUGCGUUCGUUCGUUCUUUCUUUCUUUCUUUCUUUCUUUCUUUCUUUCUUUCCCCGUAACUGGAUCAAUAAAACUACUAAAACCCUAUUGGUGCAGACGAAGACCCACGAAUUACUUCCCUUAGAUCAGGCGAAAUUGUUUAGGCAGAAUUUUUCCGACUCUCUCUCUCUCUCACUUCCGGCCCCAAACGAAAGUGCCUUGUUUCUGAGCGUUUUCCAGCUUUUUUAUGGGCUGACCAUCACCUUGGCCAUGAUGAACAUUCACGUCAACCUCACCGUGAUCGCUCAAAUCAUCGCUAAUAUUUCCGUCAGUUUCACUUUCACGAUCAUUACCAUCCUUCCGCACGUACACGGGAUCAUCAGAAUCAUAAUUUUCGCUAAAUCGAUCCGAUUCAGAGACAUCGUCAGCAAAUAUUUCUGCCAAAACAUCUUCCGCAGACAGCCGCGCUGCUCGUUUCAUGGACGCCGCCAUCUUGGAAUGACCCAAGCCUUUCUUUACAAAUCUCCAAUAUUACAAGCUAUACAAAAUGGUGGCUUCUUUUUCUUUCUUUUUUACGUACCAUUUCCUGUGCGAUCAUGUCUCUCGCAGACUUCCUAUUCCUUUCUUCUUUAA